Chrysemys picta bellii (western painted turtle) is the source of this 9103-nucleotide messenger RNA. It is a transcript of the gene FBXL18, whose product is annotated as F-box and leucine rich repeat protein 18. Gene Ontology annotation, biological process: SCF-dependent proteasomal ubiquitin-dependent protein catabolic process. Gene Ontology annotation, molecular function: protein binding. NCBI's taxonomy places the organism in Eukaryota, Metazoa, Chordata, Testudines, Emydidae. The record is from RefSeq and is a predicted model, not a curated record. Gene Ontology annotation, cellular component: SCF ubiquitin ligase complex.
GUUGGCAACUCUGAAAACCCUAUGACUGUAGUAUGGGAUGAGAUCUUUCAUAGGUUUUGUUGGCCCAGGCUAUCAGGACCUAUGACAAAGAGUCUAGAGACGAUUUUCCGUGUAAUCCCAUACCAUGGCUCAAAGAAGGUUUGGAAAAAUUGCCAUAAGGGAUCAGGGAUUGCCCAGUGCCACUCCCAACAUGACGGCUAGGAAGGGGGCGAGAGCCACUGCCACACUCAAGAUGGCGGCACGAAUGGGCGUCAAUGCCACUCCCAACAUGGCGGCAAAGGACGGCGCUGAGACGCUAAUGCCACUCCCAAGAUGAAGGCAGGGAGCUGGCCCAGGAGAAAGAGCGGAAGUGAGGUCAGAGGUGCGCCGGAAGUGUGGGGUGAUCCUGAAGCCGGAGAAGCGGCUUGUUUAAGCGGCUCGAGAGGGCGGCCCGGGCUCUGGAGGCAGCUGCUGUGGGGCCAUGUUCGACCCGGGACAGGAGACGCUGAGUGCAGAGAUUGGGGAGGACAGUAAUGGCAUCAACCUGAUGGAGUUCUCAGAUGAGAUCCUUUUGCACAUCCUGAGCUACGUUUCUUGCACAGACCUUGUUCUGAAUGUGAGGAGAACCUGCAGAAAGCUUGCAACUCUUUGUCUUGACAAGAGUUUAACCCACACGGUGCAACUUCAUAAAAAAUAUCAGGUCAACAAGGACAAAGUGAAGCAGCUAAUGAGGGGGAUUGGAAAAGAGAUCCACCAGCUGAACAUGGCUGGCUGCUACUGGCUCCCCAGUUACACCAUUGACCAUGUAAUACGAUGCAAGAACCUGGUGAAGCUGAACUUGUCUGGCUGCCAUCUCACCUCCCUCCGCCUCUCCAAGAUGCUCUCUGCUCUCCAGCACUUGCGCUCACUGGCAAUUGAUGUAAACCCUGGUUUUGAUGCCAGCCAGUUGAGCAGUGAAUGUAAAGCCACACUUAGUCGUGUACUGGAGCUCAAGCAGACCCUUUACACACCGUCAUAUGGGGUGGUUCCAUGCUGCACCAGCCUUGAGAAACUGCUGCUCUAUUUUGAGAUCCUAGACCGAUCCCGAGAAGGCUUAAUUUUGUCUGGCCAGCUGAUGGUGGGUGAAAGUAAUGUCCCCCACUACCAGAACCUUCGUGUCUUUUAUGCUAGGUUGGCUCCUGGCUAUGUCAAUCAGGAGGUGGUGAGGCUGUAUCUGGCAGUGCUAAGUGACCGGACCCCAGAGAAUCUUCAUGCCUUCCUCAUUUCUGCCCCUGGCAGUUUUGCAGAGAGUGGAACCACUAAAAACCUUUUAGACUCCAUGGCUCGAAAUGUAUGUUUGGAUGCUUUGCAGUUGCCCAAGUCCUGGAUUAAUGGAUCUGGCCUCCUUCAGCACUUGAAGUUCAACAACCCUUUCUACUUCAGCUUUAGCCGCUGCACCUUAUCUGGUGGCCACCUGAUCCUGCGCGUUAUUAAUGGAGGGAAGGACCUCAAAAGCUUGACCAGUUUGAAUCUCAGUGGCUGCAUUCACUGUCUGUCUUCUGACUCCUUGUUUCGGAAGGCAGAAGAUGAUAUUGACAGCAGCAUUUUGGAGAGUCUGGUUGUUUCCUGCUGCAAUCUGAGACAUCUGAACCUUUCUGCUGCCCACCAUCACAGCUCGGAAAGCCUAGGGAAGCAUUUGUGCCAGCUCCUGGCACGGCUAAAGCACCUGCUGUCUUUGGCGCUGCCGGUUUGCUCCAUCACAGAUGUUCCUACAAACACAGACAAGCCACCUGUGCAGUCUGUGACUAAUGUGGUGCCCCCAGGCCUUGGGAAGAAAAUCCGGAUUGGGGUGCCAACAUAUGCCAAGAACUUCUUGGAGCAGUCAAAUCAGAAGUCUCAAUCCUCUGUGUUUUGGACUCUAUUGGAGAACCUCCCGUUUUUGAAAAACUUGGAGUUAAUUGGGUCCAACUUUUCCUCUGCCAUGCCCCGGAAUGAGCCAGCAAUUCGGAACUCACUGCCCCCUUGCAGCCGGGCACGGAGCGUUGGGGAUUCAGAGGUGGCUGCCAUUGGCCAGUUGACCUUUUUGCAGAACCUCACUUUAGCACAGCUACCUAAUAUCCUGACUGGUUCUGGGCUUGUUAGCAUUGGAUUGCAGUGCCAGCAUCUGCGGAGUCUCUCAUUAGCCAACCUGGGCAUGAUGGGAAAAGUGGUCUAUAUGUCUGCCCUCAUGGACAUGCUGAAGCACUGCAAGUGCUUGAGGGAUCUCAGGCUAGAGCAGCCGUACUUCAGUGCUAACACCCAGUUCUUCCAGGCACUGAGUCAUUGUUCUUCUCUCCAGCGCCUUUGUGUCAUCUCCCGGAGUGGAACUCUGCAGUUUGAUGCAGUGAUGUCAUUCAUGGCCAACUGCCUUGAGGUCGUCAUGUGCCACAUGUUUAUGGGAGAAUCUCUCACAAUUUGCAAAAAUCUUCAGCAGACCAUUUUACGGAGUUUCCAGGCAGACCGCCCUGCAUUAAAUGUCGUCAUUUUCCCUCUACUACAUGAGGACUUGACGGAGGUCAUCAGAGAUGUCCCCAUGAUGCACUUGGAUGAAAUUACCUUGUUUAAAAGCAGAGUGGCUGAGGAACCUCCAAACCUGUGGUGGUGAUUGUGCCAUAGCACAUGUAGAACAGUUGGGAUGAACGUGUGAAACAGCUUCUUAUUGGCCUGGAAUCCCCCUUCUUGAGCUUCUGGCCGCCUUAUGGGAUGCUGUACGAUCACUUUAAAUCAGUGCAAUUGAAAAGCAGAAGAGCCUCGACAAACACCGACCUUGCACAUAAAAAUACAAUAUCAAAGCCUUUUGGAACCAUAUGGAGAUUUCCUUGUGGUUAAUAAUGAAUUCCUCUUUUACGUUCUAUUAGUUAAAGGUAAGAGAAACUAACUUAAAGAAUGCUCCCAUUCUUACCCUUCACCCCUUGUUGCCUGAUCUAUUUCUGUAGGGUUCCUGUGUACUUUGGUGGUAUGCGCUGUUGUUUCCUCAGUGAUCAUUCUUUGCUUGAGUCUGUUGUUAAUGGCAAAGUAGGAGGCCUGAUUCUGGGUGAGUUAAUGUCCCUCUGUUACAAUGGGCACAAAGGUUCAUUGCUCGAAUGAAAUGUAUCAUACCUCUUAUUAUAAAUGUGUGUACAUAGUUACGCACGUGUGAUGAGAAAUAUUUAAGGGUAUUCUCUUUUGAGAGAAGUACCUCAGGUUUUUUUGUUUUUUUGCCCCCACGUAGCAAAUCAUGAUUGUUAACCUUUCAAGCCCAUUGCUACAUUCGCCUUGCUGUUAAUGUUUGGGCCGUUUGGCUUGUGGGGAAGAAUUCCUCAUUUGUGUCUCGAGUUUCCUCUUUAGAUUUCACAAACUCCAUGUUACCAAAUCGCCAACCUGAGUCCCAUCUACCCUAAAAAUAAUAAAUAAAUCAACAUGUUAGAACACUGGUCCAAUGGCAGUGUAGGUGGGAGCCUAAUGGACCAGCUCUAUCCCCAAAUCAUGUGCCUGAGCAUGAUUUCAGAGAUUGUAUGGAGUAUUUUCAAAGUGUAACUUCAUUAGCCUUGCCUGCUCUACUGAGUGUCCUUAGGAAUUUGUAGUGGGCUGGAUCACUUUUCAGAGUGCCUUAUUGAUGUAGCACUUUCUAAAGGGUCAAAUCGCUGUGCCAAAUGCCAAAGUGCGCGUAUUUAGUACAAAUGUUCUAGGUGGUGGUAGGAUUUCCCUUGAAGUGGAAUAUUCCAUGGUAAAAUAUGGGGCUAAUCUUUUCCUUAGAGGUUAUCCAUUUGAGUUUGAACACUUUCAAUCCAGUGGUAUGGCAAACAGCUGUGCUAUGACAUCACUGCUUGGGAACUCAGCACGUCCAUGGGUGACGUCACAGAAUCGGCUAGUCAGUGUUUCCUACAGAGCGGUGCCAUAGUUUCAUAAGCAGUGGCUACUGGGAACGGUGUCAAAAACAUCAUGGUUUCAAAGGGUGGAUUGGAUAGCAGAAUAGAUCUUUACGCAGGCUUCAGACACUUUUCUCUAGUCUUGUUCCCACUGCUUAAAAAUUUCCAGACUUGUUUAUCCUGUCCUACACGUUAAAUCAUGGGCCAGCCUGAUGCAACCCAUAUGUGUACAAAGAGGACCUAACUAUACGUGUGCUCAUUGAUACUUUCUCAGCAUUCGCCAUUUAUUAAGAGUGAGGCUGCAUAUUACCCAAUUAACCCAUCGGAGCACAUUUGUACUUCUCUUUGCUUUAGAGCUCACCCUUACCUUUAAGAGCAUCAAGUAGUUAAUUUUUGCCUUCUCUUUCUGUACACUCUCUUUUCAGCAGCCCCUUUACUGAGUGGGACUUCCAGAUCGAAGCUCUCUUUCCCUUUCCCUUCCCACAGGACAGAUUGGCUAGCAAGGGUGUGGGAGUGCGAGCUGCUAGUCUUGUAGCUAUUAAAUAAAUAAGCAGAUGGGUUUUAUGCUUUUGCGUGAAGCAGGUGCCCUGUAGCAUUUCCGCAGCUUUAGCCAGAGCCCCUCAUCGCUGGGCCACUGGAUGAGGUGCUCCAGAACUAAACUAGGUUUCCAAAAUAUCCCUGACGUGUGUGUGUGGGGGGGGGGGAUUCUGUUAAGCAUGGGUAGGUAGGUAGCUGUUACCCCUUCGCUAGGGUUCUACCACUGUUUUCUAUCUAGUUGUCUCCAGAAUCCUGUCUCUCUCUUCUAACCUCUUCUUGUAUCUGUGGCUUGGUUGAGCCCCCUUCUUUGUCAGGCUGGGCUCCUUUCUCCCUCACAAAGCAGAUGUACUUUUUGGGGGGGCAGGAAAAUAAAUUACUGCUUUGUCCAGGUGAGACCGCUCUGUGCAGUUGCUGAGUAGAUCCCUUCUCCAACACAGAUUAUUGGGGGUUAAGUAAUGAGGAGAUAUUGAAGCAUCACUAAAGCUGCAUUUCUUUUCCUCCUGAACCCCUAGCAACUUCAGUGUGGAGCAGAGGGAAAGGUGAGUGGGUACAGGUCUGGAGACAGAUCUCUGAUAUUCAGUCAAUUAUGGGAACUAUCCUAGCCAAUAAACAGUGGCCUCAAGUAGUGCAUAGUGUGGUGCCUGAAUGCUAUAGGUAAGAACCCUUUUGCACUUGAGCAGGGAUUUCUCUUUCUAACAAGUAAUGGGGCAUCGUUAAGAGAUGGCUCAAUGGAUUCUAGUUACGAGGAAACUUCCAGCUCCCAUUUUCUUCCUGCUGGAAGGAUCUGAUUUCUGUGAUAUCUGCUGAAUAGGCAGAAAAAAUCGAUUCAAAUCUGGCUCUAUUGUUCAAAAAGGUAUGUUCUAAUAGGUCCAUGCUUUUCCUAGUCCUUUCUUUUAAAAACUGUUGGUGUGAUAAAAUAUGCUUCAUGAAGGUCAGUUCCUUUGUAAAGAGAUUCUUUCCUACCUCUAGGUAAAAUGGGAGUGGAUCCCUUUAUCAAGUAUGUAUACGACCAUUAUUGUAUUGCCCGUGGCAUGAUGCUUAGACAUCUGUAUUCACGUGAGCAGGUCUGUGAUCUCAAUAUGAACCGCAACGUUCAGAAUAAGGGCUAGGAAAGGCCAGCCAGUCGCACCUCAGGUUAUGCUAAAGGGACCGAAAAGAAUCCUCACCCCCAAACGGUGGGACCGUGCUCUGCAUCCCUGCUACAGAGCCUCCUGACUGUGAGUGAGAAUUUCCGCUGCUUCUGCACUCCAGGCAGGAGUCACCAGAUGUUAAUAAUGUGCUUAUUUUCUCUAAGUGCUAUUUUGGCAUCGGUGUUAAUUACAAUUUAUAUUCUGCAACGUUUAUACUGGGAAAAGAACCCACCCUAAUAGUCCCCAAUUGGCAGUGCUGGGCUAUUAAACAUAGCACCAUAUGUUCUGAGCAGAGAAGUAUAUGGGAUUCAAAGCAUAGUCAGCAUUAAGGUUCCAUGUGCAGUUUUUGGGGAGGACUUUUUGUCGUUGUUCUUGUUCCUAGUUUUUCUUUGACACAAAAUGCCCUUUUUUGUUUACUCUCCAUCCCCUCCACUCCAAAAAUCCCUCCCUGCCAUCUGUGGAUGAGACGAUUGUCUGACUCACCCCGUUCUCUUGAGCACCCUGAACCGCAUCAGGUGCCCUUCCCACAGGGGCUGCUUCUGCGGUGCUCCCGGUCCCUGCCGGACAGUGAAGGAGCACCAGUUAUUAGAUCAGAACUCUGACCGUUCCUCUGGCAGUGGGCUUCAUUGCUAGCAAACCAUUGGGUAGGCCACAAACUCCCGUUCUUUGCAAGUGUUUGGAUGGAUGCAUUUUGACGCUAACUGGAUCGGAUGCUAAAGUUAAAUUAAAAGUUACAGUCACAAGAUCAUUGAUGCCAAAACAUGUGUAACAAAAUGGCUUUCCAUUCCUGCUGCUUGGUGGGUUCUAGGCUUUUUUUAAAGUGGUUUUAGCUUUUGAUAAGGAGAAGCUGACUGGAUCAAAUGAGUCGAAAAAAGGCACCUUAAAGGGAAUGUAAUCCUGUUAGUUUCUUCCUCUGCCUUUUGGCAAAGCUCUGUUUGGGUUCUCUUUUGGCACCUUGUUUAAAACCCUCCCACCCACUCAUGGUACAGCAACAAUAUAUCACGUCAUCAGGUUUCCCGAGUGCUGGGAGUGAUGCUAACCUGUCACCCUGCGGUGUGGCACUUCAGCGGUAAGAAAAGAGUUUAAAGAGAAUUGAGACAGCUUGAUCUGUUGGCUGGAGCAUCAAACUGGGAGCUGGUUUUCAGUCUCCUCUCUGCCACUUGCUCAUUGUGUGAUCUUGGGCAAGUUGUUCAACCUCUCUGUGCCUCAAGUCCCCCAUCUGGCUCCCAGGUCACAUUAGGCUAUUGUAAAGCUCUAAAGUGUUGUCCGUCUUGGAGGACAAACAACCGAGGACAGUGCUAAUUUAGGAGGAGGGGAAAAUGGGAUGAAUUAGAGCAGCUGUCUUGAGUUUCCUAACGUGGCCCAAGGUGGAGUAGAGUCCAGGUGCUGCCAGCUGCAAUCCCAAUAUCAAUAUCCUGAUUGUCUCAGGUGACAGAGUUAAAAACACAGAAUAAACAGGGCACUGGGGAGCUUCCCAACAAUGGAAACUGCUGUUGAGCAUUUCUAUUCCCUGUGAAAGGCCACAUGAACCAUAUACUACUAACACUCCCAUAGGCGGCGGUCACCUUCCUUAGCUGACUGUUACUGGGACUUACCCUGCUGCUGGCAACGGGCUGCCCCAUGACUGCCGGUGACUGUGGGCUAAAGGACUUCUCCAUUGCUCUCCUCGUAUUGAGAGGAAGGGAUGAAAGUCUUGCAGAUGAGUGCUACUAUAGGGCUUGCCAAGAGCCCUCAACUCUUGUUUAUCCCAGUGAGAAUUGCGGGUGCUCAGCACCUUGUAGGUCCAGCCUUUCACCUUUUGCAGUGGGGGUCUCGUAACUUCAGAAACAAAAUCCCGAUACGUAAUUUAGCAAUAUGUUAAUACUCCAGGUGGUGCGGUAGCUUAUUUGAUCUGCUCAUGGGAGACUAAAUCCAGUGCUGAUCCUGGCUGAUGCUGUGUCCAGCCAAAGCCUUUCACACUCCUACCAGGAGGAGAAUAAGUCUGGAAAAGGAGCAACGUGAACAUGACUUGGCUAUUGCCGAAGAAAAUCUCUCUCUCCAUUGCAGGGUCCGUAGGCUGCCUCCCUGUUCGAUUAGAUGCAUAGGCAGCCAAGGCUCUCUAGCAGGAGAAUCAUUUCCAUAGAAACCGAUUGGGAUGUUGUAGAGGGAAUAAUGAUUAAUAGCGAAGGGACGUUGCCUCAGGCCCUUUUCAUUUUUUCGGGGGCAGCGAGGGACAAACCAGAAGGAAGCAGAGCCCAGGUAGGGGGAGAUGCAGUCUCUAACACUAAUGAAAAACAUCUCUUCCAUUAAUUUCCAGGCCAGCUCCCCUCUUCUCCCUCCCUCGGCGGCUGCUUUCCAGCUUCCUUUGAAUUUUCAAAAUGGCUAACCUGGUUAGAAGUAAUGAUAAAAGGAUGGAUGAUGCCUGGCUAUUAACAUGGUUGCUGUUAGCAGCAGGAUCUCAGCCAUAAAACAUGAAGCAAGGGAGACAUUGACCUUUCUGCUGUUUUGAAAUGAAUGGAGACAUCGAUAUCUAUUGUUUUCAGUGGCAUUGACCUCUGACAUUCUCACUUCUCCUUCUCCCUCGCUCUUUUAUUUCCUCCUGAUGCUUGGGGAAAGGGGUCAGUUUGUACCAUCUAUUGAUCCUGAUCUUACUUGGUGAUAGGGAAAUAAUUAGAAUUGUAAAAGAUCUACAUCAUACUACACUAUAUAUCUAUAUACAUACAUCCCUCCCUCCCCCCACCCCCCAUGGAAAUUCAAAACUCCUAGAUCUGAAAGAAGGCCGAUCAAUUUAGGUUUAAUUACUAAAUGUUUUUUAUUUUAGCUUUGUAAAUGCUCAAGUGUAGCAUUUUAUGUUACUGUCACAGGAGUCUGGAUGCCUGGUGCCUUGUUUUAUUUAUUUAUUUUGUUGUAAGUAGCCCCUCUUAUGUGAACAACUUCUACGUACUGAGAAUGUGAAAUCAGGCAUUGCUAAUUAGCUGGAUGACAAUUAAGUAAUGUAGCACAAAACCAUUAGGACAUCGAAUUUGUUUUUGAAGUUUCUCCUUUGAAGUGGAAGCUGCAACUCUGCCCAAGGCUGCUAGGGAAAUGUUUUUUUGUCAGAAUUUUCUUUGAAAAAUGUCCGUGUAAAGUCCCUAUUCUGUUGAGAAUCUCCUAUAUUCACUCCUAUAUAAACAGAGGGUGAAACUUUGUUGUCAAAAUGUUGAAUUUAAAAAAAAAAAAGACAUUUAAGGAGCAAUUGGUCUCUAAGUAACACCCACUUUUUUGGUAUAACUGUUACUGAAACCGUUGUUUCAGCUUGCUGUAAGAGAAUUGUGUUACAAUGAGAAUGAAGACGUAUGUUACACCGAAACAUGAAAGCUAGAGGAGGUGGCUUCCAAAAUCAAGAUUUAGCCUGUGAUGUGCUAAAUGACACCAGGAACCCAAGCAGCCUGUUUGCAAAUGACUGACAAACUCCUCAGUUUUAACAGCUCCAUCUGUGCACUUGUUUUACACUUGUAUUUACAGCUCGCUCUUUGUUCAUAAUAGUGAACCACAUUCUCAAUGUGCAAUUUUUCAUGUACAUUUGUGGCAUGUAAAAGAUUUCAAAUAAAGAGUGAAACUGAUUUUAAAACA